This is a messenger RNA of Schistosoma rodhaini, 605 nucleotides long. The record is from the annotation of a GenBank genome assembly. Lineage: Eukaryota; Metazoa; Platyhelminthes; Trematoda; Strigeidida; Schistosomatidae.
CUAAACUUACGGUUCGAAUAGCGGUUGGCUACCCGUGCAAUUCCAGAGCUCCGAGGUUUACCAUACAAAGGGCGAAAACAAGUCAAGUCCAAAGUAAAAUCGCAACAACCAUAAAAUAUCAGGUUAUAUAAGAAAUUCUGUUAUUGAAGAGAUUGAACGUGAUGUCACAUGACCUUCACGCAUAGAUUAAUCACCACUGUGGAUUAACAGUCAUCGGCAUGGGCGUUACCGUUGAUACCUACAAGCCAGGGGAUGGUAAACGAAUUCCAAAGAAAGGUCAGAGAGUCGUUGUUCAUUACACUGGUACGCUCAUGGAUGGGAAAAAGUUUGAUAGUUCCCGUGACAGAAAUAAACCAUUCGAGUUUGUAAUUGGGACGGGGAAAGUAAUUCGAGGUUGGGAUGAAGGUGUUAUUCAAAUGAGUGUGGGAGAGCGUGCCUACCUUACAUGUACUCCAGACUACGCAUAUGGUUCCAAGGGGGUCGACAAAGUUAUCCCUCCAAAUGCUACACUGAAAUUUGAUGUGGAGUUAAUCGAUAUAUUAUAACUCAUUCCAGUUUUUCUUACCACUCAAUGCUUCCACUUAAUAAAUUUUGUUCACUAACAA